AUGAUUCCAUUGUUAUCCUGGAGCUCAAACUGUGUCUCAGUUUGCAUUUUGAAGAUGAAGGAUCUUGGCACUCUCACCUAUUUUCUUGGUCUUGAGAUUUCUUCUUCUUGUGAUAAUUACUAUUUGACACAAGCAAAGUAUAUCUCCGAUCUACUUUCGCGGGCCAAUCUCACAGACUGUAAAACCAUCGACACACCAACUGAGCUCAAUGUUUGCCUUAAUCUCCAUGAUGGUGAGUCUCUUUGUGAUUUCACUCUGUAUCAGCAUUUGGCUGGCAAUCUUGUCUAUCUUACUGUUAGUAGGCCUGAUAUCUCAUAUGUUGUCCAUAAAGUGAGUCAGUUCAUGGCUGCUCCCUGCUCCACUCACUUUUCUGCCGUCCUUGGCAUCCUUCACUACCUCAAGGAGACAUUAUUUCAUGGGCUCCACUUCUUUUCUCAGUUCUCUCUUCAGUUACAUGCUUUUAUUGAUGUAGAUUGGGUUGAUGAUUCUACAAACCGUCACUCCACUACUGAUUAUUGUUCCCUACUUGGCACCUCUCUUAUUUCUUGGCAAAGUAAGAAACAGUCUAUUUCUGCUCGAUCUAACACCGAGAGGCAAGGCUCCUCGCUGAAGCCCUACAAGAACUUCCUCCUCGCUGAAGCACCACAAGAACUUCCUGUUCUUUGGCCAUUGCGAGAUCUGCCAGAGAGACCCAACGAGAAUGAGACUCAUCCAGCAUGUGAAAGCCAUAAAACCAUUGGCCAAGCUUCCACCAUUUAA
Molecule: messenger RNA, 759 nt
Organism: Alnus glutinosa
Lineage: Eukaryota; Viridiplantae; Streptophyta; Magnoliopsida; Fagales; Betulaceae
Exons: 2
Coding region: 1-759 (252 amino acids)
Source: RefSeq, a predicted model, not a curated record